Centruroides sculpturatus (bark scorpion) is the source of this 1347-nucleotide messenger RNA. RefSeq names its product membrane-associated protein Hem-like. Gene Ontology annotation, cellular component: SCAR complex. Bases 835 to 1299 code for a protein of 154 amino acids. Gene Ontology annotation, biological process: cell migration; cortical actin cytoskeleton organization; cell projection assembly. NCBI's taxonomy places the organism in Eukaryota, Metazoa, Arthropoda, Arachnida, Scorpiones, Buthidae. The record is from RefSeq and is a predicted model, not a curated record. The transcript is spliced from 4 exons.
UAGAAUUUGUCUUAUUCUAAUUGUAAAUAUUGUUUUACUUUCAUUAUUUUAAGCAUUUUAUGAUAACAUAAUUAAUUCUAUAUGUAAUAUGUCUCUGUAAUCCAACAAACAGUAGACAGACUCACUCCAAAUUUUCAGUUAGGAACUACAAUUUUAUUCUCAAAAUUGACAUAUGCAUUUCAGGUUGGCUCAGUACAUCCCAACCCCUCCUCAGUGCUAAUUUUUAAAAAUAAUAAAAACGAAAAUAGUCAGUUCAUGACAACAAAUAUACUAACAGAAAAAAUUUUUUCUUACACACUUACUCUUAAAGAUAAAAAAAUUGUGCAUGGGACACCAACACAUCGUAGAGGUAUUGUACAAGUUCAAAGAGCACUUGAAGUGUUUAAUACCACCGGAUAACCUCAUUACUAAAAACAACUUUUUAAUGACUAUUUUGUAGAAUUAAUAAUGGUGUAUAAAAACAACAUAUAUUACUUACUGUUAAAAUAUAUAGUGAUAUAAACAGUUUAUGAACAAUAAUUUACAAAAAACCAAGUUAAAACCUUAGCACCUUUCUUUUAAUCAAUCCUAACUGAAAAUUUGCUGAGAGUCCGUUUACCAUUUGUUGGAUUACAGAGACAUAUUACAUAGAGAUCUAAUAUACAGCAAUCCAGUUAUAUAGUAACAUACUUAAGUUUAAUGAUUAUUUGCCUCUCAUUUCUUCUUGUAAUUUGUUCUCUUAAAAGGAAAGUAAUUCUAUAAAAUAAAUAAAGUAAAAAAGUAAGAUGUUUAAAUUGUAUUGAAAAGGUUUUGUGAUUUAAAAUCUCAAAUUAUAUUUUAUAGAUUGUAAGCGAAAUGGCAUCUGCAGCGGGACUAAAUUGUAAAGUGGAUCCUGCAUUAGUAUCAUCUUUAAGAUCACAGAAAAGUGACUUAGGUGAAGACGAGUAUCAAAUUGCUUGUCUGCUGAUGGUAUUUGUGGCUGUUUCUUUACCGAAAUUAGCUCGGAACGAAGGUUCUCACUAUAAAGCCUCUUUAGAAGAAGCUAUUAAUGGCAUUGCUGGAGCUCUGUUUACAAUCUGUGGGCAUGGAGAUAUUGAAGAAAGACUAAAAGAAUUUCUUGCGUUGGCUUCAUCCAGUUUACUGCGUUUAGGGCAGGAGAGUGACAGAGAAGCAAUACGUAAUCGGGAAUCCGUUUAUCUUCUGCUGGACUUGAUAGUCAAAGAAUCGCCCUUCUUGACCAUGGACUUGUUAGAAUCUUGUUUCCCUUAUGCAUUACUGAGAAAUGCCUAUCAUGCAGUGUAUCGUGCCGAUAAUGUGUAAAAUAUGUUUGUAUAAACAUAUACAUACCUAUAUAUAUAAAUAUAUAAA